UUUGUAUGAUUAUUUAAAAAAAAAUUGUAUAUAAAAUAUCAUAACUAAUUACAGUCUUACUGUUAGUUUUUCCAAGAGAAUAGGUUCUUAGGAUAAGAUUGUCGAAUCAUGUGUAAGUCAUUAAAGAAUUUUUUUUUUAAUUUGUAAAAAUAAUGAAAAUUAACUUGUAAAGUGUCGUGGCUCAACAGGUAUAGGGAAAUUUGGAAAAAAAUUUUAAGAAUUUUCUCGAAAUUUUCCCAAAAUAAAAUUUUGAACAAAAUCGAACAAUUGGAUAAAUUUGGAUCUUUGUCGGAAUUUAUCAAACUACUCGAUUUUAAUACACACUUUUCCAAUAAAAACUGCGUUUUUCCGAGAAAUUCGGGCGAAUUUUGGGAAAAUUCAUAUUUUUUACUGGAAUUUAUCUAAUAAAUACCAGCAAACUGUUCCAAAUGUAAAUACAAUUUUAACAAAUUUCUGGACAAAUUCUGUAAAAUUUUUUUGCCAGAGUAGAGCCGAAAAACAACAUGUGUACACAGUGCUAACAGAGGGAUACAACGUUUGUUUAAAAGUUAAGCAACGUAAAGAGAUAUCAUCCAUUCAUCGGCAGUGACUCGGCAGGAACGUUUAAACACCGUUCGAUCCGCUUGGACAAAUUUAUCCACGCCAAAUUGUCAAAUGAUACUCCACGACGUUGUUCGCCGCUUGCCGGCUGUGUUAGAAGGAUCAGGUUUCUAAGGCGUCCUUUGGGUGAGGGGGGAAGUAAGGGGAGCAGGGCCAGAGCAAGAGAAAAAAAAAAAGAGGAACCACCUUACGAAACUCGUCUCGUGAGAAAUUCAGAGUAAACCCCUGUCUGGUGCCCCUGUUCCUUUAUUCGCGAAAUGAUCGUGUUUGAGGUGCGCGCCUAAGAGCAAACUUCAGUCGGUGACCACGUGCUUCCGCGCGAAGCAGUGCGCCGCGUGCCCGCGAUUCCCAGUGUCCGCGUACAUUUCGUCGUCGUGGUGUUAAUUGGAAAAUCGAUCGUUUAACGCGCGCGUCUCAUCAAUCCGACGAUCGUCGUGAUUCCGUCGACAGUCAGUAGCUAGAUCCGCGUAUCUAUCCCGCGCUCGCGAGAAAUGGCGUAUACACGCAAGUACUUCAAGAGGACGCCGGUCUACGUGGUGGAGGACCACGAUGAGGCGUUACCGUUCAUAUAUCGGUGUAUGGGAUCGAAGCAUCUGCCCUUCGAAGGUAACACCUUCGUACAUCUGGAUUCGCAUCCCGAUAUGCUGAUACCGAAGGAGAUGCCGGCCGACACGGUGUGGGACAAAGAUCAAUUGUUUAGCGAGAUCAGCAUCGAGAAUUGGAUUCUGCCUGCAGUGUACGCGGGUCAUCUUAAGAACCUGAUCUGGGUAAAACCACCGUGGGCGAAUCAGAUGUCCGACGGCGUACUGACGUUCCUCAUCGGCAAGCAAAAGGAGACCGGCUUGAUAAGAUUAACUUGUACCGAACCGUACUUCCUUAGCGAAGGUUUAUAUGCGACACCAGAAGAACUUGAAAAUACUCGUGAGGUCACUCUGCAUGUGAUAACCAUCGGAGCGUUCAUCGAAGAUUCGACGAAGAAAGAUGACUUUACAGCCGUCAGCUCAGCAUUGCGCCAAUAUCUUCCUGAAAAGGAUACUCCGUACAUCUUAGACGUCGAUCUCGAUUUCUUUAGUACUAAAAAUCCGUUCAAAGAUCUGCAUGAGCGUGUAAACCUUUAUGACAAGUUGGCUCCUUUGUUUACAUAUAAGAGGGCGGAAUCAAAUGAUCCAGAGAUUUUAAAAGAAUCGAUGGCAGAGAGGAACCAACAGCUCUCCGAACUGAAGAAUCUUUUCGGUUAUUUAGAAGAACAUCGUUCUUUAAAGGAUUACGAUGGUUUGAAGACAUCACGAUAUGAAGCCGUGGAUCGGCUUUUUCAAGAAGUAAUGAGCGCCUACAGGGACCCGGAAAUCGAUUGGAUGCUAGUGUACAACGCAGGUUGCACUAUCGAUGAUACAGUUCUACCCGAACAUGUGACAGAUCCUAACGAUCUCGAUCGCUUAAUUAAUGGAACGUUCCGUUUAUUUUUGGCUGCUCUUCCUACACUUCCAACAAUCGUCACUAUAUCCAGAUCUAGUGAAGACGAUUACACUCCUAUUGAAAACGUUGACCAGAUUCAAGUUGAUGUUCUCGACCAACUUCGCGAACGAUUGGGACCGGAAUUAGAUAUUAAGCUGAUUUAUCAAGACGAAGAACAACAAUAAUUCUUAAAGAAAAAAACAGGAUGUACCGUUUAUUGAGUUUAUUCUUUCCUUUUGUCCUUUAAUCCUCUUUUACGAUUUGUCAAAUAAAGAUAUAAACAAACACA
Solenopsis invicta (red fire ant) is the source of this 2344-nucleotide messenger RNA. It is a transcript of the gene MESR6, whose product is annotated as UPF0489 protein C5orf22 homolog. Lineage: Eukaryota; Metazoa; Arthropoda; Insecta; Hymenoptera; Formicidae. The record is from RefSeq and is a predicted model, not a curated record. The transcript is spliced from 8 exons. Bases 1092 to 2240 code for a protein of 382 amino acids.